Molecule: messenger RNA, 1146 nt
Organism: Lasiosphaeria miniovina
Lineage: Eukaryota; Fungi; Ascomycota; Sordariomycetes; Sordariales; Lasiosphaeriaceae
Exons: 3
Source: RefSeq, a predicted model, not a curated record
CUCGCCCAGCAAGGGCUCCAUCUCCUUGCCCGCCAGGCUGCUGCGAAUGGAACUGGAGUCCCUCCUCCACCGCUCCCCCAACAGUCUCUGGAUCUCUCUAGUUAUCCGACGACGGGCCUGCAGCAGUUCGGAUUGUUCAUCAUCAUCUUCUUCCCGGCCCUCUCGGUGCUGCUCGUCGGGCUCCGCCUCUACGACCGCAUCAAGACCAAGUCGUUUGGCGCUGACGAUGCCUUUAUCGUCACGGCAGCGGUCCUGGCAGCGGUCGAGGCCGUCUUCUCGUACGCCAUGAUGAAGCUGCAGUAUCUCGGCAACCACGUGUGGCAGCUCCCGACGGAGCCGUACGACCCCAAGGUCGGCGCCAUCGGCAACUACAUCGUAGUGCUGCUGUACAACCCGGAGCUGGCGCUGGUCAAGUCGUCGGUGCUGUUCUUCCUACUGCGGCUCGGCGGGCACCAGCUGGGACUGCGGCGGACGAUUCAGGUGCUCAACUGGACCAACAUGGCCCUGCUGGUGGCCGUGCUGUUCGCGUCCAUCUUCACCUGCGUGCCCGUCCACAAGUACUGGGACCCGACUGUGCCUGGCCACUGCAACAAUGAGGCCGAUCAGUACCUCGUCACCUCGGGCCUGACUAUUCUCACCGACGUCCUCGUGCUCGUCAUCCCUAUCAAGAUUGUCGUCGGGUUGCAGGCCGCCAGGAAGCUCAAGGUCAUCCUGGCCUGUCUGCUGUGCUCUGGCAUCGUAGUCACAAUUUUCAGCAUCCUCCGCAUCCGCUCCAUCUACUUGCUGUACUACCCGCCAGCGGACCCCGGCCCGGACCCGACGUACGACAUCAGCUUCGUGUACUCGACGGUCGAGUGCAACCUGGCCAUCAUCACAGCGACAAUCCCGCCGCUGCACGGUCUGCUUCGGCGGUGGUUCCCACGCUUCAUGCUGGCAACAUCAGCACGGAGCGCCGGCGGGUACAACGGCGGGUACAACCACGGGCCGUACAUUGGCGGCGGGUCGGGCUCUCGCGGAGGUCUCCAGACGAUCGGCGGGUCGGGGGGCGUCGUGGCGCUCAAGGACAUGAAGAGCCCGACGCGGUCGCAGCACAACCACACGCGCCUCAACAGCCUGACCAACAGCGAGGAGGAGAUCCUGGGCAAG